UAUUAUACCUAGGUAAAGCUGUGUGCGCGCGCACUUAAACGUGAUAUGUUAACCAAGUAGUACGAUUACUUAGUCUAAAUUACCUUUUGAGAGUUGUCACAUAAUAUUACCUCGUAAAUUCAUACACGGGUCACGACAUCUUCGUCGUUGUGGUCGUUAUUUAUUUAUCAAGACGUUCUUACACUUGUUAGCCAUUUUUUUGGAAGCAUCUGAGUCAAACUUAGUGUGACGAAGUCACACCCAUGUUGGGCAUAAUGCCUUGACCGAAACUGAAACCGAGGCAUACGUUAUUUUGUCAGACUGAAUAGAGUGGUGCACGUGGUCGCGUGUUGCGGUGUAGCACGUCACCGAGUCAAGGUUGUAACCGCACACCGCGCUGAGCACGCGACGCGGCGCUUGCGCCGGCGCAGCGUGGGCUGCACCUCUCUUAUGAAAUGCCUAUACAAAGCAUGCUUUACGAAAGUUACUUACGGGUUUUCCAAAACUAAAUUGGCUUUGAUAUUGCCAUACAGAAGAUAAUUAUUUUCGCAACAAACGCUCUAGGUACGAAUGAUACCGACUAAGUUACCUGCAUUACAUAUUGCCUACCUUUAUACUUCAUAGGUAGAGUUCGAUGAAAUCUUUUUUUUAUCUCGGAUACUUGACAUUACUCUAGUUACCUACUUUGAAGACUGAUAAGAUUCUUUCAUUGUCACCGAUAAUUGACGAACAAUCCCUAUUUGCAAAAAUAACAACGCAGAUACAAUAAUAAUACCAACAAAUGCAGUAGUGCACAGAAAUUGCUUUAAUCUGACACAUGAGAUAUUCGCCCACAAUGCCACCAUUAUUACAAAACAGAUUCCCAUGCUCUAGCAGUCUGAAUGAAUAGCCAUACUUAGUCAGCCAGUUGCGUUAUUGUAAUAUGAAGUUACUUUAGAGGAUCAGCAACACACUUUCACUUUCAACAUCAGAAUCCCCCAAUUUGGGCGUGAUGCGAAGUCAGUCGUAUACAAACCUGCAGGCUUAGCAGUCGACAGGCUUACCAACAAUAAACAAUAUGAACAUCGCAUUAAUUGUUUUAAUCCUGCUCUGCACUCCCUAUUUAAUAAAAGCCGAGGAGGCUCAGACAAGGGACUUGGAAGACAGUGAAGAUCUGGAGAGAAAGCAUAAAAAACGUAAGAAAGGACAAAAUUAUAACCCUUGCGGAGGCGGGUAUGGAGGCCACGGGAAGACAUUCGAUCUCUUCAAACCCCACGACUCUACGUAUAUAUCUGCUCCGGUGAUGAACUACUUCUUUGGUUGCGGGGUGGCGGCGCUGCCAAUCGCAGCGCCCAUUGCGCCGAUUGCUCCAAUUGCUCCUAUAGCACCCAUCCCGUAUCCAGUUAAUAUUGGAGUCAGCCAGAGUCAGAGUCACGGGCACGGAGGACAUGGCGGACACGGCGGUGGCGGUCAUGGCGGGUUCGGGGGUCACGGGGGUGGCGGUGGCCACGGCGGUUUCGGGGGUCACGGCGGACAAGGCUUGUUUAACCACGGAGGCGCAGGAGCUCCCGGAGUUCCUGGAGGAUUCGGUGGCUACGGCGCUCCCAGUAAUUUUGGAGGAUACACUCCCGGAUAUAAUCAACAAUUCCCUCAAAGUUACAAUCAAAACGCAUAUCAGAGGCCAUACAAUAGGCCCUUGCAAAACGUUGUAUCCGCGGCAGCCUCAGGAUUUGGCAACGUCUUGGCAGAUUACAUCAGUUCCCGACCCAGAAAAACAUACAAGCAAAUCAAUAAACAAGUGAAUCAAUUUUUGAGACCGUUAUAUAAGUUGUUUUAGAACUAGUUACGUUACAGACAUUCACAGCUCGGAGCUGAAACAGUGGUUAAAUACUUAGGUACCUACUUAAUUAUGUUUUUCGUGAAAUUGGAGCAAAGUUCAUAAAUAUUUUUUAACAAAGACAUCCAACCAAAUCUAUUAUUUAGUUGAGUGCUGUUGCUGUACAGUGUCAAUUUUUCCAAGGUUAUUAAAUAAUGCCUACUAAGCCGGAUUAGACGAAAAUUACUGAGUGUGUGCUAAUUAUUAAAAAAAACUAUCAAAAGUUUAUUACGUUAACACGUUUAGGAAAUUCCGCAAUAUUUUCGAACAAUGUAAGAAGACGUUAUUACCCAGGAUUAAAAAAAAAACUGCACCGUAAGUAAAAAUCCUAGAUGCUAUUAAGUAUGAAUGUUAUAUAAAAUAAGGACUUGACGUCGUAUCCUACUGUUAUAGAUUGUUAAAAUAUUAUUAACGAUGUAGUAUGUAUAAAUAUUUUUUCAAUAAGUGUUAAUUGUAAUAAGUUCAAAAUAAAAUCAUUGUUUAAGUAA
This is a messenger RNA of Pectinophora gossypiella (pink bollworm), 2322 nucleotides long. RefSeq lists its product as uncharacterized. The transcript is spliced from 2 exons. Lineage: Eukaryota; Metazoa; Arthropoda; Insecta; Lepidoptera; Gelechiidae. The coding region runs from base 1037 to 1795 and encodes 252 amino acids. The record is from RefSeq and is a predicted model, not a curated record.